This is a messenger RNA of Scomber japonicus (chub mackerel), 2019 nucleotides long. It is a transcript of the gene tbx21, whose product is annotated as T-box transcription factor 21. NCBI's taxonomy places the organism in Eukaryota, Metazoa, Chordata, Actinopteri, Scombriformes, Scombridae. The record is from RefSeq and is a predicted model, not a curated record. The transcript is spliced from 6 exons. Gene Ontology annotation, molecular function: RNA polymerase II cis-regulatory region sequence-specific DNA binding; DNA-binding transcription factor activity, RNA polymerase II-specific. Gene Ontology annotation, biological process: cell fate specification; lymphocyte migration; positive regulation of DNA-templated transcription. Gene Ontology annotation, cellular component: nucleus. The coding region runs from base 1 to 1863 and encodes 620 amino acids.
AUGGGCGGCAUAGGUGGCAACCUUUACCUCAGCAUGUUGAAUGGGACUGAAACGCAAACUUUCGGAAAGGGUACCGACAUCGCCAGUCACCUCCACCGCGGCACCAAGGAGCUCGCCGAGUUCAAAAUGGGGAUUCAGGACGCGAGGUUUUACUACACGGACUCUGUGCAAAGCGGGCAGGACGCGCUGGCUCUGCCGUAUCAUUCAGAGCAAGCGGUCGGAGGCUACGGAGCUCAGCCCGGCAGGUUUUACGCACAGACGCUCAGCAGCUGUCCGUACGGCGGGGUGAGGUCUCCGCCGAGAAGUGGAGCCGGGCAGGGUUACAUCCCCACGGCUGGAGACGGCUUUCCAACCGGUGCUAAAGACGUGUACUCUCCUUCUGCGGAGAAUUACACUGCGGGCUUCCAGCACGGCUACCAGCGUCCUCCUCUCUACCCUUUACCUGGGCUACAGGUGUGCGGGAAGACUCAGGCUCUGCUCAACAACUACCCGCUGUGGGCCAAGUUCCACAAGUUCCAAACCGAGAUGAUCAUCACCAAACAGGGGAGGAGGAUGUUUCCCUUCCUGAGCUUCAACAUCACCACUCUGGACCCGUCUGCGCACUAUAACGUCUACGUGGACGUGAUUUUGGCCGAUCAGCACCACUGGAGGUACCAGGGAGGCAAGUGGGUCCAGUGUGGGAAAGCAGAGGGUAACAUGCCAGGAAACAGGAUGUACAUGCACCCCGACUCUCCCAACACUGGAGCUCACUGGAUGAGACAAGAAGUGUCGUUCAGCAAACUCAAACUCACCAACAACAAAGGAAGCACCAAUAAUGUGGCACAGAUGAUCGUGCUCCAGUCGCUUCAUAAGUACCAGCCACGUCUUCACAUCGUGGAGGUGAAGGAGGACGGCUCGGACGAUCCCUUCCUCGCCGCCAAAGCUCAGAUCUUCGUCUUCCAGGAGACUCAGUUCAUCGCCGUCACUGCUUAUCAAAACGCAGAUAUCACUCAGCUGAAAAUAGACCAUAACCCCUUCGCUAAAGGUUUCCGCGACAAUUACGACACGCUGUACGCUCCUCCUGACUCUGAUCGCCUCACCCCCUCCCCUACAGAGAGCCAGCAGCUGCUGCCAGGGAGCUGCUACACCCAAGGCUACCUCUCUGAGCAGUACAUGAGCCCGCUGCCCCAGAGCCGCUUCUACGGCCGGGAGCCCCUCGGUAUGGGUCAGCAGCACAAAGACCCAUCCGCCAGCCCCGGUCCUCACAGCCGCUGGUACCUGCCCCCCCAACAGGGUGUGACACCUAAUCGGCUUGACUUCACUUCCUCCUAUGAGGGGGAUUUCUCUGGAAACGGCUUCUACAAACCUUUCCCCUUGCAGACCUCCGCUCAUCAUGCCCUUAGCUACUACCCUGAUCACCCUUUUGCUUCUACUAGCGUGUCUGUAUCAGGGGCCACCUCAGCAGGCUGGAGUCACAGUCGGCCCACCCCUCAGUACCUCAGCCACCCCAGUAAACCUGGCCCUAGUCUGGGCUGGUUUAGACCCCUGUCCUCCUCCUCUUCCUCCUCCUCCUCAACGUCACCCGGCAACCCCAGGCUGCAUCCUCCCUCGCUUCUCGAGUCCCUCCAGCCGCCCCUGCUGCAGGACAAGCCCAAAGACACUGGAGCCGUGGUGGGAGAAGAGCCCUGGCUCGAACCGCCUUCCGUGAAAUCGGCAGACUCUGCAGACUCAGGCCUGUUUGAGGGCGGCGUGGGGGACAACAAGAAGAGGAGGGUGUCGCCCUACACGUCCAGCACCGAAAACUCCCCGCCUCCGCGCAGUGGAGACGUCUGCGAGAAAGACAGCAACAGCGAUGCAGACUACUAUGGCUAUUACACCCACUGAAGACCUCACACAUCACCCGCCGCCACAGUCUCUCCCAGCGUCUUCCCACACCUCCCUCAUGGGCAUACAGUCUGUCCAAUCAGGUCAUGAUCAUCCCUUUUUUUUCUGUUUUUGUUUUCUGUAGACAAUUACCAGAACCACAUAACAGAACGUGCA